AUGCGGGAGGGCCCCGGGCCGGAGGAGUCGGAGCCGGGCUCCGAGGCGCCGUGCGCGGGCUCCUGCCACGCGCAGCGCGUCCUGCAGACCCUCAACGCUUACCGGCGGAGCGGCACCCUCACCGACGUGGUGCUGCGCGCCGGCGGCCGCGACUUCCCGUGCCACCGCGCCGCGCUCAGCGCGGGCAGCGCCUACUUCCGCAGCCUGUUCGCGGCCGGCCGGCCAGAGCGCGGCCCGGCCCUGGGGCCCGCGGUGCCCGUCGUGCCGGUGGCGCCCGAUGCGCCCGGCGCGGGCCCGGCCGCGGCGGCGGCGGCGCUGGCCGUGGUGCUCGACUACGUGUACGGCGCGGGCGUGCGGCUGCGCGCCGAGGACGAGGCGGCCGCCGUGCUGGCGCUGGCCGAGCGGCUGGGCGUGGCGGGCCUGCGCGAGGCCUGCGCGCGCUUCCUCGAGGGCCGCCUGCGCGCCACCAACAGCCUGGCGCUGCGCCGCGUGGCCGCCGCCUUCUCGCUCACGUCGCUGGCCGAGCGCUGCGGCCGCGUGCUGCGCCAGGCCUUCGCCGAGGUGGCGCGCCACGCGGACUUCCUGGAGCUGGGGCCCGACGAGGUGGCGGCGCUGCUGGCCGACCCGGCGCUGGGCGUGGCGCGCGAGGAGGCCGUGUUCGAGGCGGCCAUGCGCUGGGUGCGCCACGACGCGCCGGGCCGCCGCGGUCAGCUGCGGCGCCUGCUGGAGCACGUGCGCCUGCCGCUGCUGGCGCCCGCCUACUUCCUGGAGAAGGUGGAGGCGGACGAGCUGCUGCAGGCCUGCGGCGAGUGCCGCCCGCUGCUGCUCGAGGCCCGCGCCUGCUUCAUCCUGGGCCGCGAGGCCGGCGCGCUGCGGGCCCGGCCGCGGAGAUUCAUGGACCUUGCUGAGGUGAUCGUGGUCAUCGGCGGUUGCGACCGCAAGGGGCUCCUGAAGCUGCCCUUCGCCGACGCCUACCACCCAGAAAGCAGGCGCUGGACCCCACUGCCCAGCCUGCCCGGCUACACGCGCUCGGAGUUCGCCGCCUGUGCUCUCCGCAAUGACGUCUAUGUCUCCGGAGGCCACAUCAACAGCCGUGAUGUGUGGAUGUUUAGCUCCCAUCUACACACCUGGAUCAAGGUGGCCUCGCUGCACAAGGGCAGGUGGAGGCACAAGAUGGCAGUCCUGCAGGGCCAGCUGUUCGCGUUGGGCGGCUUCGACGGCCUGCGGCGCCUGCGCAGCGUGGAGCGCUACGACCCGUUCUCCAACACCUGGGCGGCCGCGGCGCCCCUCCCGGAGGCCGUGAGCUCGGCCGCGGUGGCGCCCUGCGCCGGCCAGCUCUACGUGAUCGGGGGCGCGGGGCAGGACGGCGUCAGCACGGACAAGGUGCAGUGCUUUGACCCCAAGGAGGACCGGUGGAGCCUGCGGGCCCCAGCGCCCUUCUCGCAGCGGUGUCUUGAGGCUGUCUCCCUCGAGGACACCAUCUAUGUGGUGGGGGGCCUCAUGAGCAGGAUCUUCACCUAUGACCCUAGCACAGACGUCUGGGGGGAGGCAGCUGUCCUCCCCAGCCCCGUGGAGAGCUGUGGCGUGACUGUGUGUGACGGGAAGGUCCACGUCGUUGGCGGGAGGGAUGACCACGGGGAAAGCACCGACAGGGUCUUCACCUUCGACCCCAGCAGUGGGCAGGUGGAGGCCCAGCCGUCCCUGCAGCGCUGCACCAGCUCCCAUGGCUGCGUCACCAUUGUCCAGAGCCUGGGCAGGUGACUCAGACGUGGCCGGCCUGAGCCAGGGGGCGGAGAGGGAAGGGAGAAAGGCUCGCGACCGUGCUCCCCUCCUGGCCUCCAUGUAAAUAGCUUAACUUAUUGCCCCCUUUUCUUGUAGAAAUAAAACCUCAUUCAAAUGUUGCGUCUGUGUUCCGGCUCGAGCCUGCUUUGCCUGGAGAAGCAAUGCCCAUAUCUUCUCCCCGCUUCCCCAUUUACCUUGCAAAUAGCAGUGUGGACUUUUUAAAUUAUGAAAUAUUCCAUGCUUAAAAGAAUAUAUAUAUAUAUAUAUUUUGUACAGUUUAAGAGUAAUAAUAAAAUAAAUACUUACGUUCUCACCACCUAACUUAAGAAAUAGGUGGUUACAAAUGCCUUUGUAGGACUGUGUCUAGUUCCAAACCCACCGGUUCCCACACUCGUCCCAUAGGUAAUCGCUGUCCUUCAAUUUCAGAUUAUGAGCAUCUUUUUUUAUUUUUAGGCAGCUGGUUAUUGUUACCAGUAUUUUACAGAGAAGGAACUGCCUUAAAAUGAUGAGAAAUCGCCCAAGGCCACACACUUAGCAUGUGGCAGAGCCUGUGCCUCCUAAGGUUUCAUGAAGCUCCAGAAUCAGUGAGGCCCUCCUGGUCAGGAGGGUUCUCUCUAAGCCACCCUCUGCAAUUCAGACACCCAGGCAUGACAGAGAAAACGCAAAGCCGGAGGCAGAGCUUGUAGGGAGCAAACAUGUCCGAGGACCAGAAACAGAACUGCAGAACUGUGAGGAAGGCAGAUGCUUGCGCCCUGGGGUUCAGACCCUAGGAUGAAGGCCUUGGAAAGGGGAUUCCAAACCGGCCCACUGCUGGAAGCCAGGGCCGAGGUGGGGCUCCCCGCACAUGAAGGAAGCUGAAACAAAACACACAAACCUAAGCAGCCUUGGGGUGGAGGCUCGCAGCAAACUGCAGGCCCAGGGUGGCGGGGGCCGGAGCCACGAGCCUGAGAACCCAGCCAGCCCGGCUCUGCACCUGGACCUGCGAGGUCCCCGAUCAACACGGGGCACAAACCCCUGAUGCCAUUAGAAGCACCCAGGUUGGCCUCUGGCUCUAGGGACAGAAUCUAACUGCUGGGUUAGGAGAGGGGAGCUCAGAGGAGAGAGAGGGAACAAGACGCCAGACAGAGACAGAGUCUGCGAGGCAGAGGCCCAGCGGUUCAGGUUCUGUGCCUGUGUGUCAGAGGCCUGAGGAGCUGGCCAGACCCCAUCUGGGCUCCCCCUCAUUUGUACUCAGAUUGCCUUUUGAAGAGCUAUCAUCCACGCCAGGCAUCCCCUCCAGCACAGGGCCAGCCCCAGCCCCUGCCAUCUUCCAAAGCCCCAGGGCCCUGGGUACAGGGUCUCUCCAGCUGGGGCUGGCCUACCACAGCCCAGCACAAAGGCCGGGGUCCCAGCUGAGCUCCUACCCUCCGAUUAUCCCAGAUUAGGGAGCCUGUGACCAUCUGGACACAGCUGAUAAUGGCAGAAGGGGGAGGGGUGGAGGGUGGAGGCCUAGCCCCUCAGAGCCUGUCUGCCCCCCGCCCCCACGGAUAACACCCAGGACAAAGCCUGGAAGGUGCCAUAUUGCUUGUUUACCCUGGCAAGAGCCUGAGUAGAAAAGCAGGGGCGAAUCCAGGGCAAGCUCCCCUAAGGACAUGGCUGCCUCACCUGGGCUGGGCACUUCCUGUGUGCCAAGCAGACUGCCCCAUUUCCCUCAUGAUGAUCAUUUGUGCCCUCAAUGCUCUUUCAUGCAGUGCCGAUGCCCUUCCCUCACCUGCCCGAGGCCAGCCUGACAGCCUCCACCCCAGAGCUGACCACUCUCCUGUGACCCUUCCUUAUCUGCCGCUCUUCCAUCGCCUGACAUAUGGCCAGGCCUUCACACGUGAUGUCUCUGGUCUCUCCUGACACACCCACAGGAUGUCCUUUGAGGCAGGAAAGGUGUCAGCGUCAUCUCCGUGUCCCCCAGUGCCUACAAUAAGGCCUCCCACAGAACAUGCUAAAUCAAAGUUUCCUGGAUUUCUAUCUCAUAAUACCUGCGAGGUAGGUAUUAUUUCCCCCCUCCCCCCCCAUAAAUGAGCAGAGACUCAGAGUUGUGAAGUGACUUGCUUACUAAGGUCACCGGGCUGUUGAGUGAUGGCAGAGCCAGGAUUCCAAAGUGGGUCCAGCAAUCUCCAAAGCUGCCCUCCCCACGUGGCCUCGCCCAGGCUCUGCUAAUCUGAGAAGAGCAUUGCGUGCAGCCCAGCUGUUGCUCAGAGGUAGGAGAUGUAUCAUUUCCACCACGGGAAAUCCAGCCCAGUGGGAUACUGUCCCUGCCCUUCGGGGUCUCCACCUGGAAGAGUGGAGACAUGGUUCAUGUCCCUGGUGUGUGAGGCUCACAGGAACACAAGCAAAAGGUGGCACCCCAAGUGUCCUGAUUUCCUAGGACUACUGGUUAGAUGGAGAGACCAUACAUAUAUGGAGGGUCUCCCUGGCUCCUAGUCUUCUGCUCUCCCCCCCCGCCCCACCUCACCCCUAGGCUGCCUGCUGAAUGGGAGGGACUGUUACCGUUCAGUGAGAGACCAGACCCCAAGUCCUGAGCACUAAGCCCUUAGCCACACAGGUUUGCCAUCCUCUCUCCAGCUGAGAACAGAGACUUAAGUCUUGGUAUACCAUCACAAGCCACUGGACUCAAAUUUAGUUUCUGAGUUUCUUUGAGGAGGUCUAAUUAUUUGUAAGGACUGUUAUUCUUUCUAGUGGGCUUCAAGAACAAUGAGAAAAUUGACUUAUUUUUUAAAAAAUAGAAUGAAACAUUCUGUCUUGCAAUCACCAUAUGGACUUUAUAAACCCAAAAUACAUUAUGAGAUCUUGAUGAACUUAUUUUUCCUAUAUCUUGAAAAACUUUGCUGUUUUAGCCUAAAAAUUAUUUCACAGUACUCAUCAAUUAUUCCCAACUAUACCAAACAAGACUAAGAUGGUAAGAAAAUGGAAGAAUGAUGGUAUUGCCUAGAAGGAAGACGCAACAGUGAAAAGAACCACUACUAUUUACAUCAUCCUUCAGUUUCCAUAUUGCACUUCCCAAAGUACUGUAUAUCAUCUUUCAAAAAGGUAUGAGAGAAGUCUAUAGAGACAUUGGUUGAGAAUUAAGGGGUUUUUCUUUCUCCGCUCGUAAUGACAGAAGAGAAGACACCUGACAGACGUCUCACACUUCUUAGACAAAUAGGAAAAUGAAUGCAGACACAGCAGCACUCUAGUCUCUAAAGAUGAUGGGGAAACUGGUCACACAAGCAGUCUUUCCUAGAUGAAUUUUCUCAAACUCAAGAGUGGGCGAGUGAACGAUAUUCUUUCUUUUUUUUUUAAAGAUUGACACCUGAGCUAACAUCUGUUGCCAAACUUUUUUC
Molecule: messenger RNA, 5135 nt
Organism: Equus caballus (horse)
Lineage: Eukaryota; Metazoa; Chordata; Mammalia; Perissodactyla; Equidae
Gene: KLHL35
Product: kelch like family member 35
Molecular function (GO): protein binding
Source: RefSeq, a predicted model, not a curated record